AUGGGAUUGAAGAAAAACAUCCCAUCCAUCCUAAUUACAAUAGCAGCAAUCUUCUCUAUCUUAUCUUUUAUUAGUUAUUCUAUGAAACCUAAGAAGAUUGCUAAUGUUAAACCACUCAAUACUUGGAUUUUAUACUAUGCAACUUUUGGAAAUCCUUCAAUUGAUAAGAAAUUUAUUGGAUGGAGAUAUAAGAAAAACAAAUAUUUGGAUGAUUGGUAUGAACCACCCGUAAGUGCACCAUUAGGACUCUUUCCUCAAAGAGGUUUAUAUUCAACUCACGACAAAUUAAUUAUAGAAGAUCAAUUUAAAGAAAUGUCGGAAGCUGGUAUCAAUGGGGUAAUAGUUCAAUGGAUAGGAUUCAAUAAAACUACAGAUAACAAUAAUGAAGAUGUCGAUUUUGUACCUAAUACAAUUAAACUCAUGCUAGAAUCUUCAGAAAGAUAUAAUAUUAAAAUUGGCGUACUUUUACAAUCAUAUGAACGUAGAACUAAUACUUCAAUUUACAAUUCUCUCGAAUAUAUACUUACAAAUCUAUCAUCACAUCCUCAAUACUUGAAAUACGAAGGAAGGCCAGUAAUAUUCAUUUACGAUCCUCAUGAUGUUGAAGAUCUUUUCUGGUCAAUUCUAAAGACAAGAGAAAAUUACAAUCCAUUUUAUAUUGGAACAUUCUCCAACUCUUAUCAAGUUGGAGAAGCUGUUGAAACAGCUAUUGAUGGAUUAUAUACAUUUUUCUCAGCAAAUUUCUCGGAAUCUUCCCGAUUUUCAAACUGGAAACGCUUCUCAAAUGAAUUAAAAGACAGAGAUCUUGUAUUUAUUCCAGGAGUCUGCCCUGGAGCUGAUGAAUCAAGAUUAGAUAUAGGAUGGGGAUCAAAAGCUCAAAAGUGUUCAAGGAAUAACGGUGAAGAGUAUAAAAAGAUGUGGCAGGCUGCAAUAAAAACUGCUCACGACUCAAACAUAAUUGUUAUUAACUCAUAUAACGGUUUUAUUGAUGGAACAAAUAUAGAACCAUCAAUUGAGUUAUAUGGAAGAGAAUCCACUGCAGAAAGUUGGAGUUCUAAAAAAGAUCCUCAAUUAUAUUUACAAAUAACGAAACAAAUGAUCCAAAAAUGGAAUGAAACUAAGUUCCAGAAGAGUGAAUGGGAAGAUUAA
Trichomonas vaginalis G3 is the source of this 1149-nucleotide messenger RNA. RefSeq names its product glycoprotein endo-alpha-1,2-mannosidase-like family. Gene Ontology annotation, molecular function: alpha-mannosidase activity. The transcript has a single exon. The record is from RefSeq and is a predicted model, not a curated record. The coding region runs from base 1 to 1149 and encodes 382 amino acids. Lineage: Eukaryota; Parabasalia; Trichomonadida; Trichomonadidae. Gene Ontology annotation, cellular component: Golgi apparatus.